AUGGAUCAACAUGUAGCGGAUAUUGCACUUGAGGAGCUCAAGGAGAAACGUAGACGUCUGCCUAGACAACUUGAGCAACUUUUCGAUGCGGAGUAUGACGAAAAACAGCUUAAGUCGGAUCUUUACAACGCAUUUAUUCAACAUCAGCGUAAUAGAUAUCCGCAAAUUUCAUUAAGCAAAAUACACGAGCAUUUUUUGAAGGAAAGACACGCAAUGGGAAGACAGGUUUUUAUUGAAAUAAUUUUUGAAAAUUUUAUUAAAGGCCAUUGUUGA
Meloidogyne enterolobii is the source of this 273-nucleotide messenger RNA. NCBI's taxonomy places the organism in Eukaryota, Metazoa, Nematoda, Chromadorea, Rhabditida, Meloidogynidae. The record is from the annotation of a GenBank genome assembly.